UAAAAAUUAUUUUUGGAUGUGAUUCAGAAUCACAGAUGGCGCUGUAAGUUUUUUUAAUAUGGCGGCGAUUACGUUUAAAAUUUAAUUAAUUAUGGAGAGUGAAUUUCAAGAGAUAACACACAGCUCCAAUAUUUGGAAUAAUUUUCCGGGUGAUAAUUCAAUAGAUUGUGAUAAAGAAGAAAUAAACAAGAAUUAUGAUAUUAAGCAUGUUAUUAAAUCAGAAUGUCGAGUUGUUUUGAAAAAAUUGAAUAUUACAGUAAAGACUGGAAAUUAUGAAAUCUACCUCCCAGAGGAAAAUGUACUGUUAAAGGUUAUGAGGAAAAAUUCAUCUAUCAUUCCUCAGGAAAGAUUUAAUAGAAAUGGAAUGAAGAUCCAAAUUAACAAGGACGAACAGAAUGAGAAACAUGUUAUUCAUCACAAUCGAAAAAGACCAAAGUAUUAUCAAUUUAAGAGCAACAGGAAGCGAUCCAUUUCUUCAAUUACGAAAAUCAAUAAAAUUCGAAGCAGUAUUAAAAACAAAUACCUCAAUGUGAUGUGGGCAUCUCAUCCUAAAGAAUACUUCACGUGUAAUUUAUGCUUGAAAACUUUUGCAAAUUACAAAGUAUUAAGAACCCAUCUGUUUUUUCAUAUUGGAAACAAACGAUUUCACUGCUCAACCUGCCAUCAGAUGUUUCCCUGGAUCUUUCUUUUGAGAAGACACAUGAGAGAACAUGCCUAUGAAAAGCAUAUCGAAGAUGAUAAUACAAUAGUCCGCAUGAAAUCAUGUUCGAAAUAUCUUCUAGAUCCACUGAUUCCAUGGAAUUCCUUUCACUGUGACAUUUGUGAUAAGAGCGUUUUGACAAUAAGCCGAGUGAAGAUGCGUGACAGAACACAUUUAUCUCAUAUUUGUAAGCUAUGUAAAAAAGAAUUUAAAUGGGAAUCUCAUUUGAAAAUUCAUCUGGCAACGCAUAGCGAAGACCGACCUUACAAAUGCGAUAUUUGUAAUAAGUGUUUUAAAUCGAGACCUUCUUUAACAAAUCAUAAAACCAUUCAUAAUGAUGAAAGGAAUCACUUUUGCCUGAUAUGUAAAAGAAGUUUCAAAACACAGGGAGCUUUAAAGAAUCAUUCCGAAAUACAUAAUGUUGAAUAUAAAUAUACUUGUAGUAUCUGUAACAAGCGUUUUAAAACAAAGAACUGUUUAUCUGCUCAUAAAUCAACACACAGACGUAAUUAAUUUUGUGAAAUAAGAUAAAACCUGCCAAAUCAGGAAAAAAUGUUGGGUACCGUGUGAUUCUGUUUUAGAUGGUUUCAUUGUAAGAAAAGUUUCAAACAUAAAAGUACUUUAAUAAGACACUACUUUGUUCAACACGAUAAUACAUAAAUAGAUACUACAUUGUUCAAUAGGACUUGUUGGAAGUCUUUGUCAAAAGCCUUCCAACUAUUAACUAUCUUAAAAUUAUUUUAUUAAUGCAUCAAGUUGUUCAUCUAACCCAGUGUUUUUCAACAGGCGAUAUCGCACCCAUGUGGGCGUUUUUCUAUGUUGAGAGGGCGAUUAGUAACAAUUUAUAUUUUGGGGGGCGAAAAACAAUUUUCUGGGCGAUAUAGUAAAACAUUAUAUUAAGAAUAAUUAGAUAUUUUAUUCAUUAUAUUGUACAAUAAUUAAACAAAUAACAUUAUACUAGUCACUAGUCUAUUCAAUGCAGUACGAAUUUGGUGUUACUCUCUGCCCUCCGCAUCUGUCUUUUGUAGUGAAGGGGCGACGAUUCGUUAGAGGUUGAGAAACACUGAUCUAACCAAUUGUAGAAAGUUUUUAAAGAGAGAAUAAAUCAAAAUACCAUUUAUUGCUUUAUUGUUUAAAAUUACACAGAAAGAAAUUUAUCCUAUCAAUAUGUUAUAACUAACAGACAUAGAAUCGAUUGGAGAGGUGUUUAAUCAUUUAUAAUGAUGAGAUACAUCCUGUUGUGGCAUUUGUAGAAAGAAAGUUUGCAACAAAACUGGAAUUACAAAUCAUCAGAAGUUUUCAAAGAGUUAUCAAUUAUAUCAAUGCAGAAAGGCAUUAGGAAAAGUGUGUUUUAAAUAGGAAGAUGCAGACAAAUACCGAUUCCAGCGUUAAGAAAUGUGAUAUUUGUGAUAAAAAAUUAAAUAAUUCUGUAGAGUUUUACGUGCAAAGUCAUCUUCCACAAAGAAAUUUCUUGUGAAGUUGGUUGAAACCAUUUAAACACAAAACACGUCUAAAUCAUAACUACAUUUGUACUUAUUUAAAUACAGCAAGUAAAUAAGAUAUGUAUGAAAAAGCAAUGUUUAAAAUAAAUAAGUUUAGCGUAGAAGAUUGAUUUCAUAAUUAUUGACAUUUCCUGUAUAUAAUUACAAUUGAAGAAUUAUUAUUUUUAAGAAUAGGAAUAUCUUCAAGGAUACUGUAAUGAAAGGAUAUGUUUUCGUAAUUUUGAAAAUGAAUUCAAGUAUAACAUGUAUGAACAUUGAAUGUAUUCGUUUAUUUUGGUAAUAAAUCUUGUAAGUACGUUUGUAAAAUUAAUUUUUUUUAUGAAAUAAACUGUAUUUAUGCAUUUUAACAUUGUAUGUACCUUUGUCAUUUUCAUAUUUCGGUAUUUAAAUUUUCGAAAUUUAUUCGCAAGGAAAUUAAAAACUAAAUUUCUUAUUAAAAUUUUAGAUUUAAAGUAAAAAUGAACACUGAAAAAUAGAAUUAGAGUGGUCAAAUUGUUCCAGUGUGAGCAGUAAGAUAGCGAUUUAACUUCAAGUGGGAAAUUUUAUGAUUAAAUUGCCAUUAUACGAGGGUGGUCCCAGAAGUACCCGACCUGAAAUAGAUGGCGGUACUUGUUUGAAAAAAAACGACUGUGUUCGAAAGUAUCAACCUUAUAAAGCUUAAGUUUGAAGUUUGAAGACGUUACGUUGUAUAGUAUUUUUUUGGCAGCCAUAAAUAGUGAACAAUCUCAGUGAAUUUGUAAACAUGGAAAAAAUUUGUCAUCGUUAUGUGAUACAAUACUUUCAUAUGAAAGCUUUCAGUCCAACCAAUAUUAAAGCUGAGCUAGAUUCUACUCUGGAGGAUUCUGCUCCCUCGUUUACAACAACAAAAUAUUGGGUGGCAGAGUUUAAACGAGGCCGUACGAGCUGCCAAGACGAACAUGUCAGUUCGACCAAGUGAGGUGACCAUGCCAAAAAUGGUGGAAAAAAUCCACAAAAUGGUAUUGGAUGGCAGUCAACUCAAAGUGCGAGAGCUAGCAGACAUGGUAGGCAUUUCAAAAAGUGCUGUACAUCGCAUUUUAAUUGAAAAUUUGGACAUGAGAAAGCUGUGCACAAGAUGGGUGCCGCGUUUGCUCACAAUGGGACAAAAACAGCGUCCUACGGAUGUUACAAUCGAGUCUUUGGCAAUGUUUCGCAGCAACAAAGCCGAGUUUUUGAGUCAAUUCAUAACCAUGGAUGAAACAUGGGUCCAUCACUUCACACUUGAGACGAAAGAACAGUCGAAACAAUGGACUGAAAGGGGAGAAUCUGCUCCAAAGAAGGCGAAAACAGUUUCAUCUGCUGGCAAGGUCAUGGCGUCAGUUUUUUGGGUUGCGCCCAAAAAAAUCAACGGCAAGUAUUACGCGAACUUAUUGCAGCGCUUGAGUGAUGAAAUCAAGAAAAAACGGCCACAUUUGGCGAAAAAGAAAAUGUUGUUUCAUCAAGACAACGCACCAGUUCACACAUUCGUUAUUACGAUGGCCAAAAUCAAUGAGUUAAGGUUCAAAUUUCUUCCUCACGCACCCUAUUCGCCAGAUUUAGCCCCCUCGGAUUAUUUUCUCUUUCCAAACUUAAAAAAAUGGCUUGGUGAUAAAAGAUUUGCCAACAAUGAAGAGGUGGAGUCUGCGGUUGAUGGCUAUUUUGAGAAGCUCGACAGUUCUCACUAUAAACAGGAGACCGAAGCUAUUGUACAUUGCUGGAAAAAGUGUAUCGAGCUGAAAGGAGACUAUGUUGAAAAAUAA
This is a messenger RNA of Centruroides sculpturatus (bark scorpion), 3959 nucleotides long. RefSeq names its product histone-lysine N-methyltransferase SETMAR-like. Gene Ontology annotation, cellular component: nucleus. Gene Ontology annotation, molecular function: RNA polymerase II transcription regulatory region sequence-specific DNA binding; DNA-binding transcription factor activity, RNA polymerase II-specific. The record is from RefSeq and is a predicted model, not a curated record. NCBI's taxonomy places the organism in Eukaryota, Metazoa, Arthropoda, Arachnida, Scorpiones, Buthidae. Gene Ontology annotation, biological process: regulation of transcription by RNA polymerase II. Bases 3120 to 3959 code for a protein of 279 amino acids. The transcript is spliced from 5 exons.